Molecule: messenger RNA, 4926 nt
Organism: Esox lucius (northern pike)
Lineage: Eukaryota; Metazoa; Chordata; Actinopteri; Esociformes; Esocidae
Product: synaptopodin 2-like protein
Exons: 5
Coding region: 148-3705 (1185 amino acids)
Biological process (GO): positive regulation of actin filament bundle assembly
Cellular component (GO): Z disc; nucleus; actin cytoskeleton
Molecular function (GO): actin binding
Source: RefSeq, a predicted model, not a curated record
CUUUGUGUGGAGUAAGUGGGCUGGGUCACAGAGGAAGUAUGUCAGACCGGUGAGACGGAACGUCCACAGAGCCAUUGGAAGAACCAGAGAGAGGAGCCCUCUGUGUGGAGUUUGAUUUAGUGUGUGUUUGUGGUUUGCUGAGUUGUGAUGGUAGCAGAGGAGGUGAUAGUCACUCUCUCAGGAGGUGCUCCGUGGGGCUUUAGACUGCAAGGAGGAGUUGAAGAUCAGUCACCGCUACAGGUGUCCAAGGUGAGGCGACGCAGUAAGGCGUGCAGGGCGGGCCUUCGGGAGGAAGAUGAAUUGGUUGCCAUCGGGGACUGUGUGUCUUCUGAGCUCAGCCACGCACAGGCCAUGACCCUUAUCGACUCCCACCGACACACACUCAACCUCAGGGUCAAGAGGUCUGGGUUGAACACCGCGGUCUCGUCGGGCCGCACACACUCGCCCGCGGCAGCCCAAACAUGCCCGCACCCUGUUGACAGGACGGCCUGCCUCACGCUGACCUCCCCCCCCGACAGCGAGGCCUACUACGGGGAGACGGACAGCGAUGCGGACACACAUACACACGCGCACCGCCGACAGCGGCGCUCGUCUCCACACGACCGUCUUCCCAGUCGCCAGCAGAACGAGGAGGAGGAGACCUCUGAGAUGAGCGGGUAUGAGAGCGCUCCAGAUGUUGGGAUUUCCCUGCAGGGGACCUGGGGGCAUUUGCCCACACUGGGAAACGGAGGAUUCCAACAGUGGGAGCCACCGGCCGGUCUAGAACCAGGGUUUCAACCAGGAGUGCCACGCAGGGACGUGGUCUACCAACCCCCCCAGGCCCGCCCCGUCCCACACCCUGAACGAGGGGAAGUGGUGGAGGGAGGAGAGCCAGAGGGAGAAGGAGACAGUGGCUUCCAGGAGGCCGGUGUGUGUGUGAGCCUGGCCUGCUCCCCUCUGGUGUCUCCAGAACGGGCUAAAGGAGCCAUGAUGCUGGGUUCCAGCCGACAGAUGGUUCCCAUGGUGGGCGCCCAGCUGACCCCGGUCAGCGAUCAGCUGUCCUCUACGUACAAGGACAAGGCCCGGCAAGCCAAGCUGCAGAGAGAUGACAGUGUGGUAGAGAAGCAGGUUAAAGAGGCUCGUACUAAAUGUCGUUCCAUCGCCUCCCUGCUCACUGAUGCUCCCAACCCCAACUCCAAAGGAGUUCUUAUGUUCAAGAAGAGACGCCAGCGUGCUAAGAAGUACACGCUCACCUGCUUCGGCCGUGCAGAAGGGGACAUGGGUCCCGACACUGGAGGAGAGACUGAGUUAGAGGACGAGGGGAGCUCCUUUCCCUCCGGGUCGGAGGUGGAUGAAGAUGACGCGGUUGGAACCUUUGACCCUACCUGGGACAGCGGAUAUUUGGAUCUGUUGGAUAGGAGAAGCUCCGCCUGCCCUUCCACCUAUAACUCAAGGCCCCAAACGCCAACCAAUCAGUGCUCAGGGUUGGAUUACUCAGCCUAUCAGAGCCAGGAUCUGAACGUGUCCACCAAUCAGGGCUCUGGGAUUAAUGCCCCAGCUUAUCAGAGCCCUGGGCUGGACUCCAUUGGUUACGAGAGGAACGAGGAGGAACAGUUUGAUCAGCCGAUGAAAUGGGCUAACCCUGUCAACUUUAAUCCCACAUCUAACCCCUCCCCUGCAGCAGGUCUGUCUAAUGGGGGCUCAGUGGGGGUGAGUCAAGCCUGUGUUUUUCUUACUCCACCCUCUCACACCACAGUACUCAACCAGCCCAUCCCUAACUCCAACCCUGACCCUACUCCACCUGGCAGUAUCCAUAACCGCACGGCACGCCCCUUCACCUCGGGCCUUAGCCCAGCUCACCGCCCCACCACCCCUGUCGUCUUCCGACCCCUCCAGCCCCCCCCGGCUGUGAAAACGGUUUCCAAACCCACUGCUGCAGUAUCCAUGGUGACCGUCUCACCCCCUCGUCCUUCAGGGGGUCCCGAGGCAAGGAGAGCAAUCUCUAGCACCUCCCUCUACAUCCCCCCUAGAUCUGCUCCUUCCAUCCUCUCUCCUCCCUUGGUCCUAUCUCCGUCCUCCUCUCUAGCCUCAGCUCCAUUCUCUCCCACCCGCUCUUCCACUCAAACUGGUCCUCAUCCUUCUAUCCAUACUUCCACUUUCUCUACCUCUUCUGGCCCCCAUACCCAUUCCACUCCUCAUCCUCAACCAACCCAACCCUCCUCCCCUCCUCCUGGUCAAACCUUUCCCCCUCCUCAUGGCCCCAUCUACCAGUCCUCUACUGUGGGGGCCCAACCCUUCUCUCCUGUUCCCACUCAACAACCGUUCCCUCCCCCCAGUCAACCAUUCACUCCUUCCUUUGGCACACCUUACUCUCAGACCCAAGCCCCUCCUCCCCUGAACUUUAACCCCUACACUGUUACAACAACCCCCGCCAUACUGACCCCCUCCACUGCCCAGUCCCCGGUCUCUGAUUCGCUGGCGUCCCGUGAGCAGCGUAUUGCCGUGCCUGCCUUCAGAACAGGCAUCCUGGCUGAGGCACGUCGGCGCGGCAACAAGAAGCCCAUGUUCCGUCCCUCUGUGGAGAACAAGAAGGACGUGUCUCCCAAUCCAGCCCUACUGGAACUGCUCCAGAACCCAGACACUCCCACCACAAUAGGCCCAGGCCCCAUUGGGCUGAGUGGAGGAGCUGGGGGUGGGGAGACUGGAGCUGAGUCAGGUCCUGAAGAGGAUUGGUUGAGGCUGGGGGCAGAGGCCUGUAACUUCAUGCAAACCCAGAGAGGCCCCCAACCCCCACCUGUGGCCCCUAAACCCAAGGCCCCUCCACAGGUACCCCAGCUGGCAGGGAAGGGAGGUCAACUGUUUGCCCGUCGGCAGAGCAGGAUGGAUCGCUAUGUCGUGGACAGUGCCCCUUCCUCCCCCCAACCCUCCCUCGCCCACCUCCGGCAGGCCUCUCCUACCCCCUCCCUCCCUUCUCAAUUCAAAUACUCUUCCAGCUGCAGGGCCCCCCCACCAAUCAGCUACAACCCCUUGCUCUCUCCCUCAUGUCCUCCACAGGCUCAGCGCCAGAGGGCAGGGGCAGCAGGGAAAGGUGGGGGACCGACGGGGCACAAAGCUGCCUCUGGGGGUCAGAAGACUCAAGGCACCAAGGCGACAGACUUCCUGAGUUACCAACCCUACCAGCUAAACUCCUCCCUCUUCAGCUAUGGGGGCGGGACUCCACAGCCAGCCCCAGGCAUGACAGGUGGCUCACAGGGGCCAAUCAAAAUGCCCCGUGUGUAUGAGGUCAAGCGGUUCUCCACGCCACCCCCCACCGGCCCCGUCCCUACAGUUAUCGCCCCGCGGUCAGCAACCACACUUGGAGAACCGCUGUGGAGGUCUGAUGUCAUUUCCCCUCUGCCAACAGCCACUUCCUUCUACCCCUCCCCCGUUGCCUACCAGCCUCCCCCACAGUGGGCCCCUCCUCCCCCAGCCCCAACCACGCCCCUCCCUCAGCUUCCUAGCUUAUCCUCCGCCCAUGUCCAUAAACCUCCCCCGGAUGCAUCUCAGCCCUACACCUCUCAGCAGGGUAACAGGCAGUUUAAGAGUGCCCCUGAGCUGAGCCCUCUGGUCAAUAUGCCACCUCGCCCUGCCUCCAGCCAGCCCUCCAGAGUACCUCGCCCCAGGUUCAGCACCUCUAACCUGGGUCUGCAAGCCAGCAUCUGGAGACCCGGAUCCACCAUGCACUGACAUUACACACCAUGGGUCUGAAAGAAAGAGACAGAGAGAGAGAGAGACAGAGAGACAGAAAGAGAGAGAGAGAGAGAGAGCAAGAGAGAGAGAGAGAGACAGAAGAAGAGAACGAGAGAGAUGACAGAAAUAGCCUGUAUGAUUGUGUCUUAGUCAGACUACAGGAGAUCUUCCUACUGAACAUUGGUCUACACAAGCAUCAGAGAUGUGGCCGCAAUUCAUUUAAAUUCACUGGUUUGAUAUUUCUUUGGUUUGUGGUUUUCUUUAUCACAUUCACACAUCCACAUCUUAAUUGAUUUCUUGUUAUUAUAGACACUAUUGCAAAUCUGUUUGGUAUUUUGACCUCACGAAAAUAAUAUGAUUUUAAGCAUAGUUGACAGACUGUAGAAUAAAUGUUGCUGAUAUGUGAAUAUGGCAAACCUAAAAAAGCCAGAAGUUAUGUAAAAUGUUUAAUAUACAGAGACAUGGAUCGGGCGAGAGAAUACGACAUGAUGUGACAUGUUUGAUAAUAUAAUAUGUUAAAAUGGGAUAUUAUGUACGUUUGAUAACGUUUGUUUCAAGUUAAAAUGGCACAUGAUAUAAGUUUGAUAAAGAUUAUUUGAAGUUAAAAUGGGACAAGCAAUGAGCAAUGAGGAAUUAAGUUGUUUAAAUAAUAAACAGACGAGUUGAGGAUGUGGGGGGAAAACUGACCUGUAAAAAGGAGGUCAAGGAAAUAGAUAUAAGUGAAGAGAAAAAGGAAUGAAGAAAAAAAGACAGAGAAGAUACACAUAGUAAAUCUGGCUACUGAUCUAUCAAAGGUGGGGCUACAAGAGGCUCAGCAGAAUAAUCCAGGCGUGUAUGUACCAUGCAGUUGACCUGGGAUUAAAAUAAGUAUAACUCAUGUGGUCUCUAAAGGUCACUUGCUUCUGCUGUGGCAAAUCUUCUUUUUUGCUUUUUCCAGUAUUAUAGUCAAGAUUAUUAUUAUUAUUAUGAAAUAGCCCGUUUUUCCUAGUUUGAUAUAAUAUGGUUGUUUAAGAGUAUUGCACACUAGUACCCUCUAUAUCAGCAUGUUUUUGCUUGGUUUUCUUUCUUUUAUCUUUCCACAUCAUGAAGUUUAUUGCCACAUUGUGAUAGGAAAAGGAAGAGAAUGAUAGGGGGGAGAUUUUGUCUGAUUGUCGAUAUGGAGAGUUGACCAGUUAAUGCAGUGUUCUGAGCUUCUGACAAAUAAACAUGAACUCUCCA